This is a messenger RNA of Anneissia japonica, 3087 nucleotides long. RefSeq names its product transmembrane protein 41A-like. The record is from RefSeq and is a predicted model, not a curated record. The transcript is spliced from 5 exons. The coding region runs from base 5 to 679 and encodes 224 amino acids. NCBI's taxonomy places the organism in Eukaryota, Metazoa, Echinodermata, Crinoidea, Comatulida, Comatulidae.
UGUCAUGUUUCAGCCUAUCACAUAUCUUGUCCUACAAAAAUAUAUACUGCUUAGCUUUCCAUCUAGCAUAGAGGAUCUUCACAAUCUCUCUCAUAUACUGCAGGAGUAUAAGAAAGACCAUGCUCAUUAUAUAAUGUUAUUGUUCUGUUCAGCAUACAUUUACAAGCAAACAUUUGCCAUUCCAGGCUCUGUAUUCAUGAAUAUUCUUGGAGGUUCUUUAUUUGGAUUAUGGGUAGCAUUUCCAUUGUGCUGUCUUUUAACUGCUAUAGGAGCCACUUUCUGUUAUCUGUUGUCCCUCAGCUUUGGUCGUACUGUUAUCAUGCAAUACUUUUCAGACAAGAUUCUAGCAAUGGAGAAGAAAGUCCAGGAGAACCUACAAAGCCUGUUUUUCUUCCUAUUAUUUUUGAGGCUUUUUCCGAUGUCACCAAACUGGUUUCUAAAUGUUAGCUCGCCUAUCGUUGGAGUUCCAAUUAGCUACUUCUUUUCCUCAGUAUUCAUAGGUUUGAUGCCAUAUAAUUUCAUGUGUGUCCAGACUGGAUGCAUUAUCUCAGAAAUCAAGACCAUAAGUGAUGUCUUCACUUCAUCUAUUCUAAUUAAGUUUGCCGCCAUCGCAACUGUUGCUCUUAUACCAGCAUUAGUAUCAUUUUACAUGAAAAAAAAUGAGAAAAAGAAACUAUAAUAUUUUGUGUAAUAUUUGAAUAGAAUAAAUAGUGUAUACUUCAUCCAUAUGUGAUGUCUUUAUGCCUUGCAUUGGCUGCCAUCGAAACUGUUUUAUACCAGCAUCUUUUUUGUCUUACCUGAUAUAUAAAUGGAAAAAAAGGAAGCAAUAAUACUAUUUUAUCAAAAUGGUGUGUACUGCCCAAUUUUAAAUUGCCAUUUAAUAGUAGCAUGCUCAUUGUAUUAAAAGAAAUACAAUGCUACUGAUACUGUAUAAUAUGAGCCUUUCCUGCACAGCUCAGUCAAUUAGUAUAAUUAAGCCACUUUCUUUGCGCUAAACUGUGGAGAUCCUUCGGUACAUCUGCCGUUCUCCUUGUGUUUCAGCUUGAGGGCUGAAAUGCAACUACUGUAUAAAAAAAAGUGCCUUUCGGAAGAGAUUUUGGUAGACCAAAAGGCUUCAAGAUUGACUGCUGGUCAUGGUUCCGUGUGCAGUAUGGCACAUGUGUAUGUUAAAGAAUGCAUUGUAGGGGAUUGUCUCCCAGUCUGCUGCCUAAUUACCACCAGAAGGACCCCACUGGAAAUAUGGAUCCGUUUCUACUGAAGAGACGGUUCUUUGCAAACAGGGCCCACAAAAAAGAACCGUUCUUUUUGGUGUUCCAAAAAACAGUUCUUUGGCACAGAAAUCAAUACCGUACUGGGAAGCCAAAGAAUAAAUAGCGGCCUAAUUUGACCUUGAUGUGAGGUAAAAAUUGCCCCGGUAAAAAUGAUCCCAUGCUCUAAAAUAGCAAAAAAUUAUUUUUCAAAACUAUACUAAGUAAUUAAAACUGGCAAUUAAGAAUUAAAAUGGCUGUAAUUAUGAGGGGUAAGGUAAAUAUGAUAGGGUUAAAUUUUUUCAGUCAACUUAGACAGUAGGCUAGGACUAUAAUUAGUACUACUAGAAUUGUUGAAAAGGACGUUGUAAAAUACUUGUCAUUAAUAAUUUAUGGCCUUCUACACUAUUUUACCUCUGGAUAUAUUCUUAAGCUCUUCUUUAAUAAUGUUCCACCAUGCCAGUACCGGAAUCCGUAAAACAAAUUUUAAACUUCUGUUCACAACACAACAAAAUACUGUAAGAACGAAAGUUUAACCAUUGUUGUAUUUGAAUACCAACAUGAUUUAGUAUUCUUGGGCUUUCAUCAAGUCCAAGAAAAUGCUUGCAAUAGGUUUAAUAGGACAUGCCAGCUUUUAAGACCUAUUUAAAAAUAGGCCUUCAUUGGAGGUUCAUGAUUUUAAAAUCAUUAUCCUUUGUUGGUGGAAGCAGGGAAGUGUGAAAUUUCACACCAAAUUCAUUUUCUUGUCAAUGUUUAUGCCUUGUGUUCAGGCUGAUUUUUUUUUGUUUUUUUUUGUUUUUUGUUUUUUUUGUUUUAUAGUAAAACCUCUCAAUUCUACUUUUCGUCACAUAACAUAACGCAGCAGUAGCAGUAUGAUGCUUUUUUGCCGUUUGUCACCAUUGCACUGCGACUUUUGCAGUAAUCUCCGCCAUUUUUGGGAGUGGAUAGAAAGUUGCAGACCCUGUGGGCAAUCCCUGUGCCAGGUACAUGUGGUAAGACACUCCACUUCCAAUUAGCAAUUAAAACUAACCAUUUCCAGCUCAUUGUCUUUGGGGGUCAUUGAAGUACAGUCAAACCUUUCCUGUGGGACAAGCUAUUAUAAAGAGGACACUCGUGGAACAAUGGGAAUUAUAUCAAACACUACAGCCAGGUCUAGGAUAUAAUAUCUGGGGGGGGGGAGCUAAGCUGCGGACAGGUUAACUUGAGCUCGUAGGCCCGAGCUGGGAGAUAGGUUUGAGAGGGGUCCCCUCCCAAAUGAGAUUUUGUAAGGAUAGGAACCUCUGGAUGGUUUGUAAAUGGCACUUUUAGACUGUGACAGACAUGUGUUGGCUUGGUGUGGGCCUGUUUUUAUAUUUUUUAUAGUCAGACUGCCCGACAAGCUCUGUCCGAUAGAGAGGGGGGGGCCUUAAUCCCCCGUCCCCACUGGCACAUUUUCAUUUAAAUCUAUAUUUUGAAAUAUUUUGGGUUAUAAACUUAACAUUUAAACAGAUUUUUAUCUGAUGUAUAAAUAUCAGUAUAUUGUAAAUUCUUCAUAAUUUAUAUUUGGCCUAGUUAUUUUUCCAGUAUAAAUUUGAUGGCAUUCUUUGUAUGAACAAAACAUUUUAGUUUUGGCUCUUAGCUGGGGAUUGAUUUUUCUGUGAAAAAUAUAAUAAUUUGCAAUAAUGCAGUACUCUGAUAUUAUGGGAUUUCUCAAUUUAUGUUAUUGGGUUGAUCGAAUACUGUAUGGCAUUAAUAGCAUUUGAAUCACGAAGAAAACUUGAACAAGAUCUGUUGUGUUGGUUUAUGAUAAUUUAAGAUUACUUUAAUUAUAUUGCAUAUAAAAUAAAAUUAUGUGCAAAAA